Messenger RNA from Colletes gigas, 2432 nucleotides. RefSeq names its product radial spoke head 10 homolog B-like. Bases 12 to 2432 code for a protein of 806 amino acids. The record is from RefSeq and is a predicted model, not a curated record. Lineage: Eukaryota; Metazoa; Arthropoda; Insecta; Hymenoptera; Colletidae. The transcript is spliced from 13 exons.
UGGUUGUUCCUAUGGAACCGUAUUACGAAGAAGAGGAGGGGGAAGAUAGUGAGGAAAUGUUGGAUAAGUUUGAAGGUACCGAGGAAGAAUUAAUAUUUCCACCUAUUCUCGCGGAUGAACGUCGUGAAUAUAGUACUAAGGAAGAGUUUAUUUAUCUGCUUUAUAACGACAUGCUGAAAUAUUUUAUAAAAAAAUGGGAUGGAAAAUUUGUAACAGAAAAAUCCAGGAAGAAAUUCGACGCUGAUUCUGGCGAAGAGUCUGACGAAGACGAAGACGAAGACGAGGGCGCCGAAGAAAUUCAAGAUGGCGACCGUACGAAUAAACUGGGAAGAAUUAAGAGUGAAUCUAGAACAGGUUUCGAUCUGCCAUGGAAGUUAACAUUGCCGGAUGAGUUUGCAAACAUAACAUUUAUUAAUAAUAAUACAUACCAUGGUUACAUUAGUAGGAAAAUGAUGGAAGGCAAGGGCCUCUACAGAUGGUCGAAUGGCGCUCAAUACAAAGGGGAGUUUGAGCAAAAUCUCAUGCAUGGAAGAGGCUUAUUAGAGUGGAAUAAUAAUUGUUGGUACGAGGGCGAUUUCUUGAACGGUUAUCGCCAUGGUGGAGGACUUUUGGUGAAUGGAGAUAAUCGUUUCAUGUAUACUGGUCAGUGGUACAGAGGUUGCAGACAUGGAAAAGGUUACUGUCGUUUCGGUGAAAAUGAUUCGUACGACGGUGAUUGGGUGAUGGAGAAAAUGUCAGGUGUUGGGUUACGAAUUUACUCGAGUGGAUCUCGAUACGUUGGCCAAUGGAAAAAUGGACUUCGACAUGGCGUUGGAACCAUGGUUUGGACCAAUGGGGACGUUUAUCGCGGAGAGUGGAAAUGUGGUGCAAUGAAUGGUUAUGGAGAAUACAUUUGGGGGGGAUUUUUUAAUAAAACUUUCACUUGGCCUCAAGAGGCUGUUUAUAUGGGACAUUGGCGCCAUGGAAUGCGCCACGGAAAAGGAGAAUUAAAAUUAAAAUCGGUGGGCGGGGCUAAAUAUUCCGGGUACUGGAAGGAUAAUAAAAAGCAUGGCCAUGGAAUUAUAAUUGGAAAUAAUGGAGAGAAGUUUGAAGCUGACCCCUUAUUUUUAAACGACACUUUGGUUUCGUUCGACACCCCCAAUAGUACUUUAGAAGAUCAAUUAGAAACCAAAGACACGAGCACGUGUGUAAAAGAAAUCAAAUCAUUAUUUCUUGAUAAGCCAACUAAAUUAGAAAAGACUUCGAUAACCACCAUUUUGAGACCAGAACAGUCGCCAUCUUUGUCUUACUAUCUGACUCGUUUAUUAGACCCAAAACAUUUGGAACCACAUUUCGUGUCCUCGAUUCCAUCUGGAAAAUGUUACACUUGCGAGAACCAAUCUUGUUCCUGUUUGGAACCACCAAAUACAUCAAAAUUUGUUACAGAGACAAUUACAAGCGAAGAAAAAACUGUUACAAACAAUAUAAACGAUUUCGAAGCAAACUGGGAGCACGAACAGCGAUGGGUAUACAAUUGCUUAACGUUUCACAUGUCACGUUUGCGACAAAUUUACAAAGAUUACGCCAAAUUGUUUGCAACAUCACCGCCACAGUGCAAUCUCGCGAUGAGCAGGCUGUGCUUAUGGCAAUUAUGGCGAGAUUGCGGUAUCAACAAAAAAGGAUUAAGUUUGAUCGAGAUCGAUAAUUAUAUUGCAAAAAAUGAGUCCACGUUUGUAAAGGACCCCCAUGAUCCGUUCGAAAGGAUUGAAAUUUGGCAAUUUUUACACGCUUUACUGGAAGUCUCUUGGCAUUUAUAUACAAAACACAAUGACGUAGAACUCCAAGAAAUGAAUGGAAUACUUGCUGGCGGUUUGCAUAGAUUAUUGAAGAACGAUAUAUAUCCUCACGUUGGAAACCAUAUUGGUAGUUUAUGUCGUGAAUACCAGGAUUUAUUACCUAUGCAUUGUGUGUUUAAAUUGUAUCAGAACGUUGGUUAUCCAUGUUCUGCGAAAGAUCUUCUUCGAGCUACCUGUGUUUUAAAAGAUACACCAGGUCAACAGCCUUCGUCGAAGAGUGUUGAAAGUGUUGAAUAUUUUUCGGAGGGAAUUAAUGCGGUGACGAUAGGUGAGAAAGUUAGUUACCUGUUGAAAGUCGACGAGAUAUUUCCACCAUCGCGUGGCGUGGUCGAAAUAUCAAAAAAUUGUGAAAAUAAUCUGCUCCACGGAUUGAUAGUCUUUGAACAAUUGGGGGCAGUGAAGAUGGUGGAAAUCAUAACGUUAACAUGUCCUGGAAUCAAAGAUUCAAAUAUAAUUAUCAACAUGGAUUACGAGCUGACGUUUCUUGAAUUUUAUGAAAUAAUACUACAGGCAACGAACCAAUUGCUCUCUUCAAGGAAAGAGACUGAAAAAGAAAUACAAGGAAGACAAAUCACAGUAAAAAUGGACAACCUAUGA